UGCGGUUGCGCGGGCCUCUCAUCCCUCUCAAGAGCCUCUCUCUCGGCAUUUUACCAAUGUCUGUCACGCGAGACCCUUUCCAGCACCCUACGUUGGAUAACGAUGACUCCUACUUGGGAAAACCGCUGGCUUCCAAGAAACUGCCAUAUAAGAACCCAACUCACCUUGCUCAACAGCAGGACCCCUGGCGUCGGCUCAACUCAACACCUACAAUAACCUCCAUGAGGCGGGAUGCUUAUUUUUUUGAUCCUGAGAUACCCAAGGAUGAUCUGGAUUUCCGCUUAUCAGCCUUGUACAACCACCACACGGGGACAUUCAAGAACAAAAGUGAGAUACUGGUACACCAGGAGACCAUCCAGGAUACCCAUGGAAUCAAGAUCCAAUUCCCUGGAGAACUUUUACCCCCUCCCCAACUACCCCACAUCACUUCCCGAGCUAACAUCAGACACUGGAUCAACCCUAAGAAGGAGUCUAUCCAUAGCAUCCAGGGAUCCAUAGUGUCCCCUCACACCGCAGCCACCAAUGGAGGCUAUUCCCGAAAGAAUGAUGGUGGCUUCUUCUCCACCUAAGUGUUGACAGGCCCCUGGACUCACAAACCAUAGUGGAACAUCUUGCCACCCACCUCCAUUAAAUAGACUUGUGUAAGAUGAAGCCUGGAGUGUCUGUUACCCAUGGACUGCUACUUGGCUACUCUUAAAAUAUGGAAGUUGUCUCAACUUUUAGAAACUAGUCCUUUGGGCAUAUUUGCAACUUGGAAAGUCAUCUUGCUGAAAAGAUAUGGAUUUAGGACAGAACAUCACUGUUUUGGGCAGAGAAAGGUAUUCACAUUUUGUAAACUGGAGUCAUUCCAACCAUACAG
This is a messenger RNA of Vicugna pacos (alpaca), 859 nucleotides long. It is a transcript of the gene CFAP276, whose product is annotated as cilia and flagella associated protein 276. Lineage: Eukaryota; Metazoa; Chordata; Mammalia; Artiodactyla; Camelidae. The record is from RefSeq and is a predicted model, not a curated record.